AUGCUUAAAUCUUGUUUCGAGUGUAUAUCGGGUGGUCGAUUGGAAAAUGAGGUUUAUGGAACUAGUAUAAACGGAUUAACACAGAGACCAGCGUGGCCGCAACCGCGACAAAACGAAAAAAUGUUUCGGUUGCCAAGAGCCCUCAAUGUGGAUGAUAAAGUUAUUGUGAAAGGAGAAUUAACUGAAAAUAUGCAGAGGUUAUCUUUAGGCUUAACUAGAGGCACUGUUGAGCCAGAUAUUGAAAAUAUUGCAUUCUAUAUGAAUAUUGACAAGGAAACAGAUAAAAUUUACAUUGGUAGCAAAGAGAAUGGGAUUAAUACAUCAGCAGGUGAUGUGUCGGAACCUUUUUCAGAUAUACAUACUGAUGCAGUCAAUGGUAGAUCCGAAUUUAAUGUUACUAUAUUACUAAGAAGAAAUAAUCAAGGACAAGUAGUAUUGCGUGUAGGUUAUUCUGCGUACUUUUCAGAUAAAACUGUACCGAUUAAUAAUUUAGAAGAUAUAACAUAUUUAAUAAUAAAUGGUGAUGUAUUGAAAGUGAAUGAAUUACAGUUUUUAUUUGCAAAU
Messenger RNA from Brenthis ino (lesser marbled fritillary), 564 nucleotides. NCBI's taxonomy places the organism in Eukaryota, Metazoa, Arthropoda, Insecta, Lepidoptera, Nymphalidae. The record is from the annotation of a GenBank genome assembly.